Eurytemora carolleeae is the source of this 1665-nucleotide messenger RNA. RefSeq names its product alpha-1,3/1,6-mannosyltransferase ALG2 (gene Alg2). The record is from RefSeq and is a predicted model, not a curated record. Lineage: Eukaryota; Metazoa; Arthropoda; Copepoda; Calanoida; Temoridae. The transcript has 6 exons. Bases 17 to 1303 code for a protein of 428 amino acids. Gene Ontology annotation, molecular function: alpha-1,3-mannosyltransferase activity; GDP-Man:Man(1)GlcNAc(2)-PP-Dol alpha-1,3-mannosyltransferase activity.
UAAUGCGUGGUUAGUGAUGGCUAGUGUUGUGUUCCUACAUCCCGAUCUCGGUAUCGGUGGCGCUGAGCGUCUAGUUGUUGAUGCCGCACUGGCAUUGCAGACUAGAGGACAUAAGGUUAAAAUAUUGACGGCUCAUCAUGACCGGUCCCACUGUUUCCUGGAGACACGCGACGGUCAGCUUGAGGUCAUUGCAACAGGAGACUGGUUACCGAGGUCUGUGUUUGGACGAUGCCAGGCUCUAUUUGCAUCAAUAAGAAUGGUAUACAUUACACUCUACCUCAUGUUCUUCCUCGCUUGCGAUAUCGUGAUCGUUGAUCAAGUAUCUACUCCCCUCCCUCUCCUUUAUUUCAUGGAUUAUCCAACCCUCUUCUACUGUCACUUCCCCGACCUACUGCUCACUUCAGGACGAACAGGGUUAAAGGCCCUGUAUCGGUAUCCUCUGGAUCGAUGGGAAGAAUAUUCAACUGGGUUUGCCGAUGUUAUUUUCGUUAACAGUGGGUUUACUAAACAGGUUUUCCGUUCCACAUUUCAACGAUUAACGAAGGUGAACCCAAUUAUACUGUAUCCGUCUCUGAGUACUGAAAUAUUUAACCAGGACGGUUCUGAGCCCUCGGGUCUCCAAGCUAAACCAAAACAGUUCUUCCUCUCGAUAAAUAGAUAUGAACGAAAGAAGAACCUGGAGCUGGCAAUACAAAGCUUUGCUCAGCUCUCUGCAGAAAACAGACUUGAGACUAGACUCGUCAUGGUGGGAGGAUACGAUAAUAGGGUAGAAGAGAAUGUAGAAUAUUUUCAAGAGCUUAAUCAGUUGGUUGCAAAGCUAAAACUUGAAGAGCAAGUCGAGUUCUUAAAAUCUCCGUCUGAUGCGGAGAAGGUUUGGUUACUCAAGAACGCUCUAUGUCUUGUGUAUACUCCUACUAAUGAACAUUUCGGCAUUGUACCCCUUGAGUCUAUGUACUGUAGAACACCCGUUAUAGCUGUGAAUAGUGGGGGCCCUACAGAGACAAUAGUAAACUCGGUGACUGGCUGGCUCCGUCAACCUAAUAUAGAAGAGUUUAGUAAAGCAAUGGAGGGAGUUCUAGAGAAUAGAGAACAGUUAUAUAUUGUAGGGAUCGAAGGGAAGAAUAGAGUUGAACGAUAUUUCUCUUUUAAUUCGUUUGGAGAAAAAUUAGAAAGCUCGAUUUUUGAACUUGUCGGUAAACGGAGACAGAGUCUGAGCUUUCUCAGCAGCCUAGCUGUAGCUUUCCAUUUCUGCCUGGCCCUGGGUAUUCUGUAUUGGAUGAUUUUCGGGAUGCCGUUUCCCUAGUCAGCUGUUCCUGGCAGGACUUGGAGUCAGCUGAUGGCAGACAUUCUCCCAACCCUGCUCCAGUCAACCCAACCUCACGCUGCAGUAUACACACACCAUCUUGUUUAUUAUACAUUUAAACUUCAGAUUUUUAAACAAAAUUUGAUUUUUCAUUUAUUUCGUUUUCUGUGAUAAUCUUUACAUUUUUAUAUAUUUUAGGUGUUCAGUUAUUUAAUUGCCGCAUUUUCUAUUUGUAUUGAUCAUGAAUUUGUUGUAAAUUAUUGUAACUCAUUUAUUUAUUGUAAAUCAUUUGCAUUCAGUGAAAAUGUGUUAUAUCGUGAAAUCUAUAUUUAACACAUGUUUCUAAUCUGAUAUAUUUCAGA